AUGCAGAUUUUAAAUGCACGUUACGCUUUGAGAGCGAGCGCUUCGCAGUUUCAAGCUUGGAGUCAUACGAAGACGCGAUCGGCGACUACGAGUCAGAAAAAAGUGCAAUAUAAACCGAUUAGAAGCGUCCUCGUUGCCAACAGAGGCGAGAUCGCUAUCAGAGUAUUCCGAGCAUGUACCGAGUUGGGGAUCAAGUCCGUCGCUAUUUACAGCGAACAGGACAAACUGCAGAUGCACAGACAAAAAGCAGACGAGUCCUAUCUGGUCGGCAAAGGUCUUCCACCCGUGGCAGCAUACCUUAACAUUCCAGAUAUCAUUAGGAUAGCAAAAGAGAAUGAUGUCGAUGCCGUACAUCCUGGAUACGGUCUUCUGUCUGAGAGAUCUGACUUCGCUCAGGCUGUCACCGAUGCAGGACUUCGAUUCAUUGGACCUACGCCAUCUGUUGUACAACAGAUGGGAGACAAGGUCGCCGCUAGAAAAGCUGCCAUUGAAGCUCGUGUACCUAUUGUCCCGGGUACGGACGGCCCAAUCAGCACGACAGAACAAGCAUUGGCAUUCUGCAAGACUCAUGGCCUUCCAGUUAUAUUUAAGGCGGCGUACGGUGGAGGAGGUCGCGGUAUGCGCGUGGUGCGCGAGAUGAGCGAGGUGGUCUCGUCCUUCGAGCGCGCCUCCUCCGAGGCGCUGGGGGCCUUCGGGAACGGCUCCAUGUUCAUCGAACGGUUCAUCGAGAGGCCCAGACAUAUCGAAGUGCAGUUGUUGGGUGACAAGGCCGGCAACGUUGUCCACUUAUACGAACGUGACUGCUCAGUACAGAGGCGGCAUCAAAAAGUUGUGGAAAUCGCACCAGCACCGCAUUUGAAUCCUGAGACGAGACAAAAGAUGGUGGAAUGUGCAGUACAUUUGGCGAAACACGUGGGCUACGAAAACGCUGGUACCGUGGAGUUCCUGCUCGACGAUAAAGGAAACUUCUACUUCAUUGAAGUUAAUGCUAGACUGCAAGUAGAACACACAAUCACAGAAGAAAUUACAGGCAUCGACUUGGUACAGUCUCAGAUAAAAGUGGCAGAAGGUAUGACGUUACCAGAGCUGGGACUCACACAGGAGAAUAUCAAUGUUCAAGGGUACGCGAUACAGUGCCGGGUGACUACCGAAGACCCCGCGAAUAACUUCCAACCUAGUACUGGCAGGAUUGAAGUCUUUAGGUCUGGCGAAGGUAUGGGCAUCCGUCUCGACUCCGCUUCGACGUUCGCUGGUGCUGUUAUUUCGCCAUACUACGACUCUCUGCUUGUUAAGGUAAUCUCUCACGCCCACAAUCUGCCAUCAUCUGCCGCUAAAAUGAACCGCGCCCUUCGAGAGUUCCGUAUUCGUGGUGUGAAGACCAACAUUCCCUUCUUACUCAAUGUGUUGGAGAACCAAAAGUUCUUAAAUGGUUCCGUUGACACAUACUUCAUCGACGAGCAUCCAGAACUUUUCAUGUUCAAGGCUUCGCAGAACCGAGCACAAAAGCUCCUCAACUACCUUGGACAGGUGUUAGUGAAUGGUCCAGCCACACCUUUGGGUACUAGUAUACCACCUUCGGAUGUUAAACCUUACAUCCCUAGUGUUCCACUGGACCUUUCCCCAGAGGCUAUUAAAAGACAAGAACUAACAGGGGAAAAUACAGCCGUACAGCCACCGAAAGGAUACAAGCAGAUUCUCACAGAGGGCGGUCCCGAAGCAUUCGCUAAAGCCGUAAGACAGCACAAAGGCUUACAACUCAUGGACACCACAUUCCGAGAUGCCCAUCAGUCUCUUCUAGCGACCAGAGUUAGAACAUACGACUUGCUGGGCGUGAGUCCGUAUGUCGCACACAACUUUAGCAAUCUAUAUGCGUUGGAGAACUGGGGCGGAGCUACGUUUGAUGUUGCAUUGAGGUUCCUUCACGAGUGUCCGUGGGAGCGUCUUCGCGACAUGCGCGCCUUGAUCCCGAACAUUCCGUUCCAAAUGUUGUUGCGAGGCGCCAACGCCGUCGGAUACACCAAUUAUCCUGACAAUGCUGUGUUCAAGUUCUGUGAUAUGGCUGUAAAAGCGGGAAUGGAUAUCUUCCGAGUCUUUGAUUCCCUGAAUUACCUUCCCAAUCUAAUUCUGGGUAUGGAAGCUGCGGGCAAAGCUGGAGGUGUAGUUGAAGCAGCUAUUUCCUACACAGGAGACGUAUCUGAUCCCAAUAGGAAGAAAUAUGAUCUCAAAUACUACACCAACUUGGCUGACGAGCUGGUGAAAGCUGGGACACAUGUUUUGUGUAUUAAGGAUAUGGCUGGAUUGUUAAAACCUCAAGCUGCUAAGCUUUUAAUUACUGCAAUUCGUAACAAACACCCUGACGUACCAAUCCAUGUACACACCCACGACACUUCUGGUGCUGGAGUGGCCUCCAUGUUGGCCUGCGCCGAGGCCGGAGCUGAUGUUGUGGACGUGGCUGUCGACUCUAUGUCGGGACUUACCUCGCAACCCAGUAUGGGCGCUUUAGUAGCCUCGCUACAAGGAACUAAAUUUGACACUAAAAUCUCUCUACAAAAUAUAUCCGAGUACUCAGCGUACUGGGAGCAAGCGCGAACUCUGUACGGACCCUUCGAAGCCACAGCCACGAUGAAGUCUGGCAACGCUGAUGUGUACAUCAACGAGAUCCCUGGAGGACAGUACACCAAUCUGCAGUUCCAAGCGUUCUCACUCGGACUUGGAAGCCAGUUCGAAGAAGUCAAGAAAGCUUACAGGGAAGCUAACCUUAUCUUAGGCGACAUAAUCAAGGUGACUCCAUCAUCCAAGGUAGUGGGAGACCUGGCUCAAUUCAUGGUACAGAACAAGUUGUCAGCGAAAGAUAUCGAAGCUCGUGCUGAAGAUCUGUCCUUCCCCAAAUCGGUGGUGGAGUACCUGCAGGGCGCCAUUGGUAUUCCUCACGGAGGAUUCCCAGAACCGCUGAGGUCUAAGGUGCUGAAGGACAUGCCAAGGAUCGAGGAUAGGGCUGGCAAAAGUCUGCCUCCGUUGGACUUUGAGAAGAUGAAAAAGGAUUUAUCUGAAACGUAUCCUGAGGUGACAGACGAAGACGUGAUGUCGGCAGCGAUGUACCCUCAGGUAGCGAACGACUUCUUCCGUAUUCGCCACAAGUACGGACCUGUCAAACACUUCGACACUAAGACAUUCUUAGUUGGACCUACUAUCGGUGGCACGAUCGAUGUCAACAUCGCGCGCGGGAAGACAUUGCACAUCAAGACAGUAGCUGUCUCCGAGGAGAUGACAGCGGCAGGAGAACGGGAGGUGUUCUUCGAACUCAACGGACAGCUGCGAUCUGUCUUCAUUAGAGAUGUGAAUGCUAGCAAGGAAAUGAAAAUUCACCCUAAGGCUAUAAAAGGCGAUAAGAAUCAGGUUGGAGCACCCAUGCCUGGAACUGUACUCACAAUCAAAGUUAAAGAAGGCGACAAAGUAGACAAAGGACAACCAAUCGCCGUGCUCUCAGCCAUGAAAAUGGAGAUGAUAGUGCAAGCGCCGAGGGCAGGAAUCGUCGACACUAUCGCCAUCACGAAUGGCCAGAAACUUGAAGGGGACGAUCUAAUCUGCACCCUCAAAUAA
Arctia plantaginis is the source of this 3600-nucleotide messenger RNA. The record is from the annotation of a GenBank genome assembly. Lineage: Eukaryota; Metazoa; Arthropoda; Insecta; Lepidoptera; Erebidae.